AUGGCUCGUCAAUUGAAUCCAAUACAACAGAAAAUAUCUGAGAAACUAAUCAUAUUGAAUGAUCGUGGUGUUGGGAUUUUAACAAGGAUUUAUAACAUAAAAAAGGCUUGCGGAGAUGCAAAAUCUAAGCCAGGAUUUUUGUCAGACAAGGGACUUGAUUCAUCAAUUAAGUUUAUUGUGAAGAAAUUUCCAAAUAUUGACACUAAAAGUUUGACAGCAAUAACAAAUAUCAAAGUCGAAAUAAUUAAGUCGUUGUCACUUUACUACUAUACAUUCGUUGAUCUACUCGAUUUCAAAGACAAUGUAUGUGAACUUUUAACUACAAUGGAUGCACUUCAAAUUUAUCUGGAUAUUACUGUAAAUCAUGAAUUGACAAAAAAUUAUUUGGACUUGGUCACAACGUAUGUCUCUUUAAUGAUUUUGCUGUCGAGAGUUGAUGAUCGAAAAGCAGUCCUUGGAUUAUUUAAUGCAGCAUACGAGAUGCAGAACAACGGUAGUGAUCCAAACUUUCCACGACUUGGCCAAAUGAUUAUGGAUUAUGAUCAAGCUACAAAAAAGUUGUCUGACGAAUUCAUACCACAUCAGCGUCUUUUGACAAGUGCAUUAAAAUCAUUAGUUCAGAUUUAUCCCAUGCGCAAUUUAACAGCUGAGAAAUGGCGUGAAUUACAAAUUCUUACACUUGUCGGUAAUCAAGCUGCAUUGUUAAAACCAUCUAAAACGGAUACAAUGUCUUGCGAAUAUAUAUCACUCGAAACACUAGACCGAUGGAUUAUUUUCGGGCUUAUGCUAAAUCAUCAAAUGUUGGGUCAGUCGAAUCAAGUAACAAGCAUGUGGGUUGCAGCUUUGGAAUCAUCUUGGGUUAUUGCCCUAUUUCGAGAUGAAGUUAUACACAUUCAUCAAUAUAUUCAGAAUGCUUUUGAAGGCAUUAAAGGAUACGGCAAAAGAAUUUCAGAAGUUAAAGAUUAUUAUAAUCAUGCAAUACAAAAAGCCGCUUUGAUGCAUAGAGAACGUAGAAAGUUUUUACGUACAGCUCUUAAAGAACUUGCUUUGAUUUUAACAGAUCAGGCUGGAUUGCUUGGACCUAAAGCACUUUAUGUUUUGAUUGGUCUAUGUUAUGCACGUGAUGAAAUUCUGUGGCUUCUUCGUCAUAAUGAUAAUCCUCCAAUAAGUUCAAAAUCAAAGGGAAAAUCAACAGAAGACUUAGUUGAUCGUCAAUUACCCGAAUUACUAUUUCACAUGGAAGAAUUGCGAGGUUUAGUACGCAAAUAUAGCCAAGUAAUUCAGCGUUAUUACGUUCAAUACUUGUCUGGCUAUGAUGCUAUUGAGCUCAACGUAAAAAUGCAGAAUCUUCAGGUUUGUCCUGAAGAUGAAAGUAUUAUAUUAUCUUCAUUAUAUCAAUCUAUUGCUCCAUUGUCUGUUAAACAAGUUGAAAUGGGUGAGACAUUUGAUUUUCGAGCUUUUCGUCUUGAUUGGUUCCGUCUACAAUCAUAUAUGAGUGUUGCAAAAGCCGCAAUCAAAAUCACUGAUCACGUAGAUCUUGCUCGACUUUUUGAUUCAAUGAUAUUCCAUACACGAAUGAUUGAUAAUCUGGAUGAGGCGCUUGUGGAAACUUCAGAUCUUUCGAUAUUUUGUUUUUAUAGCAAAAUGUUGGAGGAUCAAUUUCAUAUGUGCUUAGAGUUUCCAGCUCAAAAUAGAUAUAUUAUUGCAUUUCCAUUAAUUUGCAGUCAUUUUCAAAAUUGUACUCAUCAAAUGUGUCCUGAAGAAAGACAUCAUAUUCUUGAAAGAUCGAUUUCUGUCGUUAACAUGUUUUUGGAUGAAAUGGCUAAAGAGGCUAAAAAUAUCAUAACUACUAUUUGCGAUGAACAGUGUAUGAUGGCUGAUGCACUUCUUCCAAAACAUUGUGCCAAAAUUCUGUCAGUUGCAACACAAAGAAAGAAAAAGGACAAAUUAAAAAAGCAUAUGGAUGAUAUCAGACGCCCAGGAGAUGAAAGUUAUCGAAAGACGAGAGAGGAUCUUACAACAAUGGAUAAACUACAUAUGGCUUUGACAGAACUAUGUUUUGCCAUUAAUUAUUGUCAAAUUGUUAAUGUCUGGGACUAUUCUUUUGCUCCAAGAGAAUACCUUUAUCAACAUUUGGAAACAAGAUUUUCAAGAGCUCUCGUUGGUAUGGUAAUGUACAAUUCGGAAACUAUGGAAAUUGCCAAACCAUCAGAACUUCUUGCAUCAGUUCGAGCAUACAUGAAUGUUCUUCAAACAGUCGAACAUUAUGUUAACAUUGACAUGACACGAAUAUUUAAUAAUUGCUUGUUACAACAGACACAACAAAUCGACAGCCAUGGUGAGAAAACUAUAAGUUCACACUAUAAUUCAUGGUAUUCAGAUGUGCUCCUUCGAAAAGUUAGUGGCGGUAAUAUUGUAUUUAGUUCGAAUCAAAGAGCAUUUGUAGCAAUUUCACCCGAAGGAUGCAUCCCAUUCAAUCCAGAAGAGUUUUCUGAUCAUAAUGAAUUAAGAUCAUUAGCUGAACUUAUUGGUCCAUAUGGAAUCAAACUAAUAAAUGAGCAAUUGAUGUGGCACAUUGCAAAUCAAGUUCAAGAACUAAAACGUAUGGUAACGAUGAACAAGGAAACAUUAAUCAUUCUUCGAAGCAAUUUUGAUAAACCUGAUAUAAUGAAAGAACAUUUCAAGAGAUUGCAACAUGUUGACAAUGUUUUACAGAGAAUGACAAUUAUUGGUGUUAUUUUGAGUUUUAGACAACUCUUGCAGGAAGCACUUUUAGAUGUUUUGGAACAAAGAAUACCAUUUCUUGUAAGCUCAGUGAAAGAUUUUCAAAAUCAUGUUCCUGGUGGAGAUCCAUUGAAAACCGUUUCUGAAAUGGCAUCAGCAUCAGGAUUGAAGUGUAAAGUCGACCCUACAUUAUUGAAUGCCUUAAGAGCUCAAAAACCUGAAAUUGAUGAAGGGGAACAUUUGACAGUUUUAUUAUUAAUGGUAUUUGUCGCAGUAUCAAUUCCAAAAUUGGCUAAAAAUGACCAAUCAUUCUAUAGAGCUUCACUUGAAGCACAUACAAAUAAUAUUCAUUGCUUAGCUUUAGCUGUAAACGAUAUUUUUGGAGCCCUUUUCACAAUUUGUGGACAAAAUGACAUUGAAGAUCGCAUGGCUGAAUUUUUAGCUUUGGCCAGUUCCUCUCUCCUUCGAUUGGGUCAGGAAACUGAAAAGGAAGAUAUUAAAAAUCGAGAAUCCAUUUAUUUGCUCCUUCAUGAGAUUGUAAAAGAAUCCAAUUUUCUUACACAAGAUCUUUUAGAAUCAUGCUUCCCAUAUGCUUUAAUCCGUAACGCUUACCAUGCGGUGUAUAAAAACGAAAUGUCCAUUUAG
This is a messenger RNA of Chironomus riparius, 3369 nucleotides long. NCBI's taxonomy places the organism in Eukaryota, Metazoa, Arthropoda, Insecta, Diptera, Chironomidae. The record is from the annotation of a GenBank genome assembly.